AUCAGCGGAUGGAAAGGGCAAGUCGCUUGUUAGUGACGUGCUAGACGCGACGGCGCCUUUUAUCCACUGGAACUUUUUUCUUCUCGUGCGGCUCGAGGAGGCGCGCGCGGCGGAGUUCGAGCGGACGGCCACGCUUCACACAAAAUGAUUCUACACCAUAUCUCUAGAAAAGCACUGGUCUCCGGAGUCCGGGGACUAAACCGCCGCCUGUUCUCUGCAUCCAGGAGAAAAGGUUUGGUGCUCGGUGUGUAUGAGAAGGAGAAAGAUGACGACGGCGUCCUUUUCACCGAAGCAGCGGCGUCGUUUGACAGUUCCGUCUCAGGCAAGCUCAGGGAAUUGCUGUCACUAUCCGGACCGCCGCUGAAACUUGGGAAGAGCAGAGUAUUCUAUGGCUUACAUCAGGACUUUGCUAGUGUAGCAGUAGUGGGUCUUGGUAAGAAAGGAGUCGGCGUGUGUGGGAAGGAGAACUGGGAUAACUGCAAAGAGAAUAUCCGGGCAGCUGUGUCAGCGGGUUGCAGGCAGCUUCAGGACCUGGAGAUCCCUCAGGUGGAGGUUGACCCCUGCGGUGACGGUCAGUCAGCAGCAGAGGGCGCUUUGCUCGGCUUGUUUGAGUAUGAUGAGCUCAAGAGCAAGAAGAAGUUCCCUGUCACGCCACAGCUGCACGGCAGUGCAGAUACAGCAGCGUGGGAGAAGGGCGUUCUGUAUGCAGAAGGACAGAACCUGGCCAGAAGAUUGAUGGAGGCCCCAGCUAAUUACAUUACACCGACAGUUUUUGCAGAAGCCAUAGAGCAGAAGCUGUCACCCUUCUCAGACAGAGUGAUCAUUCAUAAAAGACCCCAGUCAUGGAUAGAGAGCGAGCAAAUGGGGGCCUAUCUCAGUGUGUCCAAAGGCUCAGAAGAGCCCCCCGUCUUUCUGGAACUUCAUUACACUGGAAGCCCAGACUCCAGCCAAGCUCCUCUAGUGCUAGUCGGCAAAGGAAUCACUUUUGACAGUGGUGGAAUCUCACUCAAACCCUCAUCUGGAAUGGAUGCCAUGAGGGCGGAUAUGGGUGGAGCUGCUACUGUGUGUUCUGCUAUUGUCACCGCAGCUGCUCUGAAACUGCCAAUCAACAUUAUAGGCUUGGCACCCCUCUGUGAGAACAUGCCUAGUGGGAAAGCUAACAAACCCGGAGAUGUGGUGCGUGCCAAGAACGGCAAAACCAUUCAGGUUGAUAACACUGAUGCUGAGGGUCGUCUUAUUUUGGCUGACGCUUUGUGCUAUGCUCAUAGCUUCAAUCCUAGAGCGGUAGUCAAUGCUGCAACACUUACAGGUGCUAUGGAUGUAGCCUUGGGUUCUGCUGCUGCGGGUGUUUUCACUAACUCUAACUGGCUUUGGGAACAGCUCCAUAAGGCAAGUGUCAUUACAGGUGACAGAGUGUGGAGGAUGCCACUAUUCCAGCACUACACCAAACAAGUCACAGAAAGUGCUCUGGCAGACCUGAACAACAUUGGCAAAUAUAGCCGCUCGGGUGGAGCCUGUACAGCUGCGGCAUUCCUGCGAGAGUUUGUCACAGCCAACCACUGGGCUCAUCUAGAUAUUGCUGGCGUAAUGACCAAUAAGGACGAGGUUCCGUACCUGCGGAAGGGAAUGUCUGGGCGACCCACCCGGACACUCGUUGAGUUUGCAGCUGUCUUGGCCACUGAGCCUUAAGGUGACCCAUGCAUGACUUUGACCACUCAAGAGCACAGAAGAAGGUUUUCCAGUUGAUCUAGUUCGGUUUUUGACAACGACUUUACAAUGUGAGCCAGGUCUCAUGGUAAAAAUGCUGCUGUCAUUCGAUUUUUGUAACACCAAAAAAAAAAGAAAAAUCCUUACAAAAUUAAAAACCAAACUGUGAAAUAAGAAUAUAAUAUUUGUUCCUUGGUAUUAUAGCAAAGAUGCACUUCAUAUCAGUUCCUAUGUACAUUUCUAAAAUAAAUGUAUUACCUGUGUCAAAUAACAUGGCCUAAAAUGUUCCGGCUUAUGUUGAACUUUUUAUAUGACAUGGACACACAUGAAUAAUUUCAUAUGAUUUUAAAGAGCCAGUAUUUGAAUAUAAAACAGCAUUUAUGAUCUAUAGCAAUUGUUUUGCUUACUAUGAAAUAACCUAGAAAUAACAGUUUUAUACUUAUGAAUAAAGGUGAGUGUCUUUAUGAAAGGAAAAUGAGCCUCAUUCACCAAUAUCUUCUUAGAUUUGUUCUUGCGAAAGGUCCUAAGAAAACACCUACACAGGCCCCAGCUAAAUGUUAGGAGUAAACGUUGCAGUAAAGUAGAAAUGUCAGAACUCAGAUUGAAUACUGUAAACACAUGUAACUCCCUAGAAGCAUUUGGCACUUGAUCUUGACUUUCACUCCUGUAAGUACUAUGAAAUAGUCAAAAAGAGCACAAAGUAAGAAAGAGGGAACAUACCAUUUAGAAAAGCCUUUGGAUCUAGAUGAUGUCAUUUCUGAUGGAUUCAAGCUGCAUAUUUCCACUUUGUGCAUCUUUUAAAAUAUUUAAAACAGAAUCUACACACGAGAUGAAUCUGACGUAGACUUUCACUGAGGACCUUUCUCAAGAACGAAUUUAAGAGAAACAACUUCAGAAGAUAUUGUGGUGAAUGAGGCCAAAAGAACUUAUCAACAGUAGUUUACAUACAGACAUACAGCUUCUGGUCAAUUGACAUGUUCUGUUGAAGUCAAUAUAUGUACACACUGCAGCGAACGCUGUAUUUGUUGAAUUUAGCAUAAUGGGGGAAAAUAAAACAAUGUUGCCUUUAAAAA
Pygocentrus nattereri (red-bellied piranha) is the source of this 2780-nucleotide messenger RNA. RefSeq names its product leucine aminopeptidase 3 (gene lap3). Gene Ontology annotation, biological process: proteolysis. Gene Ontology annotation, cellular component: cytoplasm. The record is from RefSeq and is a predicted model, not a curated record. The transcript is spliced from 14 exons. Lineage: Eukaryota; Metazoa; Chordata; Actinopteri; Characiformes; Serrasalmidae. Gene Ontology annotation, molecular function: manganese ion binding; metalloaminopeptidase activity. Bases 145 to 1689 code for a protein of 514 amino acids.